Molecule: messenger RNA, 234 nt
Organism: Penicillium brevicompactum
Lineage: Eukaryota; Fungi; Ascomycota; Eurotiomycetes; Eurotiales; Aspergillaceae
Product: EF-hand domain-containing protein
Exons: 5
Coding region: 1-234 (77 amino acids)
Molecular function (GO): calcium ion binding
Source: RefSeq, a predicted model, not a curated record
AUGGGUCGAUACAGCCGAGAAGAGAUCAAGAAGUGGAAGGCAGUUUUCGAAGCUGCUGACGUCAACAAUGACCGGCGCAUCAGUGUCGACGAGCUUCUUGAGGUCGCUAGGAAGCAAGGAAUUGAAAUGAGCAACGAAGAGGCAGCGGAAUUUAUCAAAGACUUUGAUAACAACAACAGCGGCACGAUUGAAUUCAGUGAAUUCCUUAAGGGUCUGGGAGAACGAGAGGCUUGA